GUGUGAUAUGAUUCCAAAUUCUUUCUUGAAGUAUCUUUCCUCAUGACACAUUUACAUUAUGUUUAGAUAAGUAUAACAUAGUAAAUAAAGUAGGUUAUAUAUUUUGUAAACUGAGUUGAAUUUUAAACCAAGUUGACCAAAAGUCAAGUUGUUUCAAAGCAAGUAUUCAUGCGCGUAUUAUAGUAAACCAAGUUAACUAUUUCGAGUUAUUAUUUAUUUUAUAAAACUAAGUUGACCGCAUGCAUCAAUUUAACUCGCUCCAUUGUUCUUAGCAAAGUUCCCGAUCUAUUAAAGUCUGGAUAAUGAGGUAACAGACUAAAUUGUGUUCAUAAUAGGGUUAGGUGUUUGAUGAGACAUUUCGCAUCAAGCUAGAAUAUAUGUACAAGGAUUUUACAUUUCAAGUACAAAAUGAGUGUGUUGUGGCUGAAAUUCUUUCAACAAACUCACCGUCCCUGUAGACAAGAUACUUCAGUGCAGCUUGCUGUAUUGUAAACCUUUUUCAUUAAGUAAUAGACCUAUUUCUGUGUGACGUCACAUUGUUGUCAUUACCAGGCCUCAACGCGGACUGGAGUCAAAACAAACCGCGAUUUGCUGUGAAAUGCAUAAAUAAUUGCUUCUUCCUUGUUCUCAGAUAUACUGAAAUAAAUAACAAGCUUGUUUUCCCUCUGACUUGUAUCUUCUAUAAUAAAUCUAAUGUUUUGAUUCUGUUUUUUUUCAACUGGAUUGUAAAGACGAAGGUUUCAGAAAAAUAUAAAAACAAUCAUUAUGGCUACGUAUAACAAUAUCAUUUUCUCUUUAUAGGAUCUUUUGAUUGGUUGCAACGAAAAGGUGUGGGGUAUCGAGUCAAACAUGAUUGCGAUUUUUUUUUUCUAGGAACCAAUCAUUUUCCACUUCAAAGUUGAAUGUGCACGUGAGUCUAAAAAAUGCUCACGUUUUUCAAAAAAACAACAACUAUGUUUCUAGAAGCAAAAAAAAGAAGAAAAUUCCCGCCUUUUGGAUUAGAGUGUGAUUGAAGAUGGUUGAAAUAUGGAAAGAAGAAUCCCCGUAUUUUAAAACACUAAUCUUAGAAGAAGAUCGUUUGCAUUUUAAAAAAAAAUUGACACUCGAAAAUGAGGUUCUUUUAGAAGACCCUUUCAACAUAGAGGAGGGUAACUGGACCACUGAUGUUAAACAGCUGCCUGAUGUUUGUUACCCUGAUAUUUGGAACUAUCUCAUUGAAACGUCAAGUGAAUUCACAAAAGACAAAAUGAAAGCUUACAAAUCCCUUGAAUCGUACAACUUUUUUGUUUCGGGACACGUACAUCAAGUUUAUAUUCACAAGAUUGAACACCAAAAUUUUUCUUUUGUCAAAACUAAAGUUUUACCCAGUCAACGACAAGGCCAGAAAGAAGUUCUCUAUGAAGUUUGGGUUUGCAUACACAAAAGUGGAUGGAUAUUAAGUGCCAAUUGUACUUGUAUGUCGGGGCUCGGUUCAGCUUGCAGUCACACUGGGGCAUUACUAUUCAAAUUGCAAGCAUGCACUCAGUUUGAGCUCAACAAAGAGGAUGCUUGUACUAGUAAGCUGUGUGAAUGGAACAAGGCAAGAAAGCGUGCCCAUCCUGCACCCUUACAUAAAAUCAAUUUUAAACGUCCCAAGAAGAACGAGAUAUUACCUAAAAUUGCCAGCCCAUUCAAAGGAACUCUUGAAGGAUUUAGUCGUGCAGAUCCUGUUAAAUUUUGUCAUGACUCCCAAAUUACAAUAUUAAAAGAACUAAAGCAAAUAACUCCUAAUGCAGCAGUUCUAACAUGUAUCAGUCUCAAACUUCGUGAUGACCCUAGUUCAGGUGAAGAUACAGAUACUGCAUAUGAAACUGAAGAAAAUACUGUGCCUAAACUGUUAACCAGCUUUUUUGACCCAUGUAGUGUGAACUACAGUGAACAAAAGAUUUCACAAGUUUGUGAUAAACUUUACAAAAAUUACAAAGGACAAACAGAUCAAAAACAAUAUGAUAAUUUAACUAAAAUAACUAAAGACCAAAGCCAAUCAAAUAAAUGGAUGCUUUAUCGUGCUGGAAGAAUCACUUCAUCCAACUGCAAGAAAGCAUAUACAUGUAAUAUUCAAAAACCAGCAAUUUCAACAAUAAAAUCUAUCAUGCAAUACAAUGAAAAUAUUUCAACUCCAUGAAUGAAAUAUGGUAAAGAAUCAGAGCCAAAAGCCUUCAAAAGUUUUAAUGAAAUGAUGAAAACUAAGCAUGAAAAUUUUACAGUGGAUAUUACUGGUCUUCAUAUCAAUGAAAAAUAUCACCAUAUU
Molecule: messenger RNA, 2290 nt
Organism: Hydractinia symbiolongicarpus
Lineage: Eukaryota; Metazoa; Cnidaria; Hydrozoa; Anthoathecata; Hydractiniidae
Exons: 2
Coding region: 1016-2164 (382 amino acids)
Molecular function (GO): zinc ion binding
Source: RefSeq, a predicted model, not a curated record